UCGAGCGAGAGAGAGAAACAAACUUUUAAAUGAGAAAGAAGCAAACACAUUCAACACUGCACACAAGCUGUCUCAUCUUAAGCCUCUCUCUCUCUCUCUCUCUCUCUCCCUCUCUUUCUUGUGUCACUCAUAUACAAGGAGUGAAGCAAAAAAAGAAAAAAGAAAGAAAAAGAGUGCACUUUCGUAUGAUUUCUUGAAUAUAUGUAAUUGUUUUAAAUUCAAAAUAGCAGAUAAAGAGUAAGGUUUUGAAAUAAACCCAUAAUUGUUCUAUUAUCAUAGAUCAAUGGGUAUGAUCUUGAUUAAUUUAAUCUUCUUCAUUCUCAUCACCUCUAUCUCACCUUUCUAUGGAUUUGAUCCAUUGGAUCCUCACGCAAAUAUAACCAUCAAAUGGGAUCUUUUGCAGUCAAAUUCUGAUACAAAUGAUGUGAGAGUGUCACUAUUUAACUUCCAACUAUAUCGUCACAUUGAGCCUCCUGGCUGGAAAUUGAGUUGGGCAUGGACAGGCAGUGAAGUUAUAUGGGGAAUGUGGGGAGCUGAAGCGACUGAGCAAGGAAACUGCUCUGCUUUCAGAGGGAAACAACCUCCUCAUUGUUGCGAAAAAGAGCCCGUGAUUGUUGACCUUUUGCCUGGAGCCCCUUACAAUAUGCAGUCUCAGAAUUGCUGCAAGGGAGGUUUACUGUCUUCCAUGAAACAAGAUCUUUCAAAACAUAUCGCUACAUUUCAGAUGAAUGUUGGUGGUGCUGCUGAUUAUUCAGAAUUCGCAAUGCCAGAUAAUUUCACUCUUGGGAUUCCCGGAUAUACUUGUGGAAAGGCAGUUGAGGUGCAACCGAGCAGGUAUAGGACUGGCAGUGGCCGCCGAUGGACACAAGCUCUUAGGACAUGGACAGUGAUCUGCAUUUAUUCCCAGUUUAUAUCAUCAGGAGUACCUAAGUGUUGUGUGUCCUUAUCCGCAUUCUAUAAUGAUACCAUUGUUUCCUGCCCGCGAUGCAGCUGUGGCUGUCGGGGACAACCUGGAACAACAUGUGUUGAGUUUGGAGAGACACCACCCUUGCUGCAACAAAAACAUAAUCCAAAUGAAGAACCACCCCCAGUAGUAAGGUGUUCACAGCACAUGUGCCCGAUACGGGUGCAUUGGCAUGUGAAACAAAGCUACAAGCAGUAUUGGCGGGUUAAGAUGACAGUAACUAAUCUGAAUAUUAUGAGAAAUUAUUCUCAGUGGAACUUGGUGGUAUUGCAUCCUAACCUGGAAAGCUUGACCCAGGUUUUCAGCUUCAACUAUGCCCCACUCAGUCAGUACGGACAUAUCAAUGAUUCAGGAAUGUUUUGGGGGAUUCGGUACUACAAUGACAUGUUACUCCAAGCGGGUAAGAGUGGAAAUGUACAAACUGAAAUGUUAUUAUACAAAGAUCCAGGGGCUUUCACUUUCAAGGAAGGAUGGGCAUUCCCAAGAAGAAUUUCAUUUAAUGGUGAUGAAUGUGUCAUGCCCCAACCAGAUGAUUACCCAAGACUACCCAAUAAUGGUCACAACAUUUUCAUUAAUCCUUUUAUAGCCCUUUUCUCAUUGUUGUUCUUUACAUUUAUGUUAUAAAAAUUGAUUACACAGUAGAGAUUUUAAAUUCUUGUUAAAGCGUAGAUGGUAUUUUAGUGUUUAUCGAUAGAUGAUUCUUGGAUUUAAUUAUAUGAAAUGAUGUUAUUAGUAGUUUCUAGUUGGACUGACA
Molecule: messenger RNA, 1718 nt
Organism: Ricinus communis (castor bean)
Lineage: Eukaryota; Viridiplantae; Streptophyta; Magnoliopsida; Malpighiales; Euphorbiaceae
Product: COBRA-like protein 6
Exons: 6
Coding region: 284-1588 (434 amino acids)
Biological process (GO): cellulose microfibril organization; plant-type cell wall cellulose biosynthetic process
Cellular component (GO): plasma membrane
Source: RefSeq, a predicted model, not a curated record